UCAUUUGUUGUUGAUAUCUACAAAAAAUCUUUAUUUCCUUUUAACAUUUUUAUAGGCUUGCCAGAGGUAAUGUUAGGUUUGCUUCCCGGGGCUGGAGGAACUCAACGUCUUCCUAAAUUAAUAUCAUUACCCAAUGCACUUGAUAUGGCACUAACAGGUCGAACAGUGAAAGCAAAUAAGGCAAAGAAGUUGGGCAUACUAGAUCUCCUAAUUGAUCCACUUGGUCCAGGUUUGGAUACAUCAGAAAACAAUACUAGGAAAUAUUUGGAAACUACAUCAAUGGAAAUAGCUAAACAAAUUGCAAAUGGAAAGUUAAAAAUUAACAGAAACAAUAAACCAUUGUCCGAAAAAAUAAUAAGAUUUGCUCUUCAAUACAAUAUAGUAAAAGAUCAAAUAUUUAAUAAAGCCAAACAGCAGGUUUUGAAGCAGUCAGGGGGACUUUAUCCCGCUCCACUAAAGAUUUUAGAAGUUGUCAGAACUGGUUUAGAUAAAGGUCAAAGAGGAGGUUUAGAAGCUGAAGCUCACGCUUUUGGAACAUUGGCAAUGACACCACAAUCUAAAGGCCUGAUUGGUUUAUUUAGAGGACAGACUGAAUGUAAAAAAAAUCGUUUUGGAGAACCCAAAGUGCCUCCUAAAACAUUAGCUGUUGUUGGUGCCGGACUAAUGGGAUCUGGAAUUGCCCAUGUUUCGAUAGACAAGGGCUAUACUGUUGUGCUGAAAGAUACCAGUAAAAGUGGACUAAGUAGAGGAAUAAAUCAAAUUCAGAGUGGUUACGAAAAUUAUGUGAAGCGAAAGAGAUUGACCAGUUACGAAAAGGACAAAAUUUUAGCUAAUUUAAAUCCUACAUUAGACUACAAAGACUUUAAAAAUGUUGAUCUUGUGAUUGAAGCUGUUUUCGAGGAUAUUGCAAUUAAACAUAAGGUUAUUAAAGAAAUAGAAGCAGCUGUUCCAUCUAAUUGUAUUAUUGCAUCGAACACUAGUUCAUUACCGAUAACCAAAAUUGCUCAAGGAUCAUCAAGACCUGAUAAUGUAAUAGGAAUGCAUUAUUUUUCUCCCGUUGACAAAAUGCAACUUCUUGAAAUAAUUACCACUGACAAGACCACUAAGGAAACAGCGGCCGCUGCGGUUGCAGUAGGUUUGAAACAAGGCAAAGUUGUUAUUACUGUUGGAGAUGGUCCUGGUUUUUAUACUACACGUAUUUUGUCAACUAUGAUGAGUGAAAUGGUCCGGAUACUACAAGAGGGACAUGAUCCAAAAAAAAUUGACACGUUAACGAAAAAGUUUGGAUUUCCAGUUGGAGCUGCCACUUUGCUAGAUGAAGUAGGUGUCGAUGUAGGGACCCACAUUGCUGUAUUUUUAGAAAAAGAGUUUGGAAAUAGAAUUUCUGGUGGCGAUCCAAAGUUAUUGCCAGCAUUUGUGGAGUCAGGUUUCUUGGGAAGAAAAUCUGGCAAGGGAUUAUUCAUUUACGAAAAGGGAAGAAAAAGCCGUGAAGUUAAUGCAGACGCUAUGGAAGUUGUUAAACGUUUUGCGUUAGAAUCCAAGGGUGCUAUGUCAGAUGAAGACAUUCAGUUACGAAUGGUAACGAGAUUUGUAAAUGAAGCGGUUUUAUGCCUAGAAGAAAAGAUUCUAGCUAGCCCAGUUGAAGGCGAUAUUGGAGCAGUGUUCGGUCUAGGUUUUCCGCCAUUUACUGGUGGACCGUUCCGAUGGAUUGAUUCUUAUGGAGCGGGAAAAUUAAUUUCGAAAAUGGAGACAUACUUUGAUUUAUACGGGGCGCCUUUCAAACCUGCCCAAACCCUAAUAGACAUGGCUAAAGAUCCUUCAAAGAAAUUCUACUUGUAGACAAUCUUAAUUUAAAAUAGAAGUAUUUGAUCGUA
Agrilus planipennis (emerald ash borer) is the source of this 1874-nucleotide messenger RNA. RefSeq names its product trifunctional enzyme subunit alpha, mitochondrial (gene Mtpalpha). The annotation marks the transcript as partial. The record is from RefSeq and is a predicted model, not a curated record. Gene Ontology annotation, molecular function: enoyl-CoA hydratase activity; NAD+ binding; long-chain (3S)-3-hydroxyacyl-CoA dehydrogenase (NAD+) activity. The transcript is spliced from 5 exons. Gene Ontology annotation, cellular component: mitochondrion; mitochondrial fatty acid beta-oxidation multienzyme complex. Lineage: Eukaryota; Metazoa; Arthropoda; Insecta; Coleoptera; Buprestidae. Gene Ontology annotation, biological process: fatty acid beta-oxidation.